This is a messenger RNA of Salmo salar (Atlantic salmon), 4682 nucleotides long. RefSeq lists its product as uncharacterized. Lineage: Eukaryota; Metazoa; Chordata; Actinopteri; Salmoniformes; Salmonidae. The record is from RefSeq and is a predicted model, not a curated record. Gene Ontology annotation, molecular function: RNA binding; poly(A) RNA polymerase activity. Gene Ontology annotation, biological process: mRNA stabilization.
GCAAAGUGUGGCUGAAAUAGCCAAAUCCACAAAUUUGAAGCGGUAUCCACAUACUUUUGUAUACAUUGUGUAGAUAUCUGAUAGAUAGAUAAUCCCAUAAUGAACAAACAGAGCAUCGUGAGUUACCUUAAAGUCGUGACGCCAGAUUGCCAUGGAAACUAGACUACGCUCGCAGCUGAGAGAAAACAGUGCGCUGUAGAACUUCAGUUUGUUUCCUUAAACGCCACUGUCGUGUUGUGUUGGACAGCGAUCAAGCACGAACCUACAUCUUCUAAAGAUAAUAGCGCACUGUGCACGGUGUCUACGGGUCGGAGAUCCCAAUUAAACCUGUUGGAUAUCACUUAUUGUUGUUUUGCUUACUAUACUUUGGCUAAGUUCUACCCUUUCCUCAGCAGUCAGUUAAACCCAAGAUAAUUGAUUUCCAAAUGGAUAGAAGAUUCCACAACUUGACUCUGGAGCAAGUCCAGACAUUGGACCAGGUGUUGACAGAGGUGAUCCCCAUCCACGGCAGAGGGAACUUCCCCACCCUGGAGGUGAGACCCAAGGACAUCAUCCACGUAGUGAAGGACCGGCUGUUGGAGAGGGAGAUCAGGGUCAGGGACAUUCGCCUCAAUGGCUCAACCGCCAGCCAUGUGAUGGUCAGGGACAACGGCACGGGCUACAGAGACCUGGACAUCAUCUUUGGAGUGGAGCUGCCCAGACAGGAGGACUUCCAGGUCAUCAAGGAGGUGGUGCUGGGCAGCCUGCGUGACCUCCUUCCCCGUGGGGUUAACAGACGCAAGAUCACCUGCCUCACCAUGAAGGAGGCCUAUGUGCAGAAGAUGGUCAAGGUCUUCAAUGAGCACGACCGCUGGAGCCUUAUCUCACUGUCCAAUAACAGGGGUAAAACAGUGGGGCUCAGGUUUGUAAGUUCCCUGCGACGCCAGUUUGAGUUCAGUGUGGACUCCUUCCAGAUUAUAUUGGACCGUAUGCUGGAGUCAUACUGGGAGACUGAGAGGAGGCAAGGAGUUCAGUGUGAGGGAUUGGAGUCACACAAUGGCAUUGUGUUACAUCCGGAUAGAGGGGCAGAGAAAACCAUAAUGGUACCCCAGUAUUCUUCCACCUCUAAGAAUCUAAAAGAGGAUAAAGACAAAGAUUCAAUGAUGACUCGCUUCGCUGACAGUCCGUGCCACAGUGAACAGGUUGUUGUUCAAGAGGAAGAAUCAUCGCAUCCGAUGAAUGUGCAUGCAACUGGAAAACAAGAGCCACUGGAAGUGUUAGAGAUAGAGAGAGCAGAGCUAGACCUGGGAACUCUGGAGAAUGAGGAAGAGGUAGAAGAGGAGGAGGUGGUAAAGGUUGAUACAGUACUUGAGAUAAGAGUAGAGGAAAAAAUGCCAUUUGUUCAGAAUACAGAUUAUCCCUCACUUAUAUCCUCCUCCAAAAUAUUGACAGACGUGAUGGAACCUCUGGUGUCAAAUAUAUCUGUAAACCCUCAAAGUAACAUAGAGGAGUCACUGAUCUCUGAGUCAAAAGACAUCAAGCCAUCCCCAGUGUUGCUCACAGAGAACUCAGUGCAAGAGCAACUUCAAGUGAUGCCUCAAUCCACAUCCCAAGCCUGCACUGCUGUCACACAAAACGUACACCGUGAACAUUUAUUCCCUCCGCCAGCCAAGAAAACCUGUAACACAUCCCAGGGAAUUGUCCCUGACUAUUGCCCCUCACCUAAACCACCAAGGAAGAUGUCACGGAAGAUGAGCAGCAUCUCAUCACUCCCUGAAAAAUGGUCUUUGUUAAAAGAUUUGUCCGAUCUUACAACACAGCUGUUUGAGCCUAUAGAAAUACUUCCAACACCUCAACCAAAUCCCUCUUUAUUAGACACUGAUCAAGGCCAUUAUUCAUCUUCCUCAGGGUCCAGACAAAGGAACUCAGAGGGCACUAAAACAUUCACAGACCACCUUACUCCAGCCGUUUCAUCCCAGGAUAAAACCAUCUCACCCCGCACCGUAGAACAAAUAGUUAGGGUGAAAUAUUCAAAAAAGCCUCCGGACUCAGAAGCUUCUGAGGAAUCAUUGUCCCUUCAAACAACAGGGAACCGAGUCCCAGAGACUGAACCUGCUGCUACUCAGGAACUAGCACCACCAGAGGCAACCACGGUCUGUCCACGGGCAGGGGAAAGUUCGGCCCCAAGGGACAAGGCCAGCAUCACUGUGGUAGCAGAGUGCAUGUACGGGGACUUUGAGCAAGCCAUGGAUCAUUUGCGUUUCCGACUGAUUGCCACCCAUAACCCAGAGGAGAUCAGAGGAGGUGGGCUGCUGAAGUAUAGUGACCUGCUGGUGAGGAACUUCAGGCCAGCCAGCGAGACAGAGAUCAAGUCCCUAGAGCGCUAUAUGUGCUCCCGCUUCUUUAUUGACUUUCCUGACGUUAGCGAGCAGCAGCGCAAGAUCGAGGCCUACCUGCGCUGCCACUUUGUUGGCGACGAGGAGACGAGCAAGUAUGACUAUCUGAUGACCCUGCGUCGGGUGAUAGAUGAGAGUACAGUGUGUCUGAUGGGACAUGAGAGGAGGCAGACACUCAAUAUGAUCACUGUCCUGGCCCUGAGGGUGCUGGGGGAACAGAACGCCAUCCCCAACACUGCCAACGUCACCUGCUUCUACCAGCCUGCGCCAUACAUGGCUGACCCCAUAUUCAGCAGCUACUACAUUCCCCAGGCUGCACAGCCACCCCUGCUUUACCACCCCUACCCUUUACAUGUCCACAUGCAGACCGGCCUGGUGUAGCCCCAGCAUGUGAGUGCGGGAGAGCAUGCGGGCUGCGUUCUAUAUGGUUCUACUCUGUAACCAGAGGCACAAAAUUGAUUUUAAAAAGAAAAGAGGCAUGAGCGCAAUUUGUUCAAUGCUUUGAAAAGACGCUGCCUAUGACGUGAGACAGCGGACACAAAAUGGGGGAGAGUUGGAGCUUUAUCUUUGGAUAAAGGCCACCACGUCACUCUUUUCAAAUGAAAAAUGUUUUGAAUGGGAGAGAGAAUAGCUGAUUACUCACUGAGAGCAAGCUGCAAGGGAAAAUGUCACAGAGGAAAAUUACAGUUUACGUGGCUGUUUCAGCAGGCUAGGCUUUGUCUUUGUUACCUUCCUGUAACACGGGGAUCCUGUACUGUCAAUGAAUGACAAAGUUGUUCAAACAUGACAGAAAUACUGUAUGAACAGUUGACUGAACGUUUCUUAUCAUAUACUAUAGUGAGGUAGAGGACGGGCAAGUAUGCUGCAGUGGAUGAAGGUAUAAACACUUCAAAAUAAUUAGACAUACCAUAGUUGAUGUAGACCAAAAUCACAACACAUGUUCAAAUUAGACAGUAUCUGAUCAAGCCAAACUACUGUGCUGUGUUUUAGAGAAAACCUGAUGAGUUGUUCUUCACGAAUGUAAGUGAAUUAACUUUCUUGAAGUGAUCAUACUUGUGUUUAAAGGUAGACUCAGCGAAAUGACGUUGCCACGAGCAGCACCACAGGGACAGCAGGUAGCCUAGUGGUUAGAGCAUUGGGCCAGUAACCGAAAGGUUGCUGGAUCGAUUCCCUGAGCUGACAAGGUAGAAAGCUGUCGUUCUGCCCCUGAACAAGGCAGGUAACCCAUUGUUCCCUGGCAGGCCAUCAUUGUAAAUAAGAAUUUGUUCUUAACUGACUUGCCUAUUUAAAUAAAGGUUAAAUUUAAAACAUUGUCCCCCAAAAAAUAUUGAGAUGCAAGACUACUGUAUUUGUGCAUGUGCACAUGUUCGCUUUAAGCUGUUCACAGCAUUGUAGCCAGGGCACUGAAACACCAGAGAAGUUGAGCCUCAAGCUUUAACGCUCUUAGUUCUUGCGGGAAAUUGACCCACUAUGCUGUCAUAUCGCUGAGUCUACCUUUAAUAUUGUAUUGUAACGUCACAAAUCUUGAUAUGACAUCAUCAACUGUGCUUAGGUCUUGGGAAAAUGUGGCUUAGAGUACAUAUUGAUUUGUUUUCUGGGUGUUAAUGUCUGAUUGCAUCCUUGGUAAAUGUUUGAGUGUCUAAUGAGUGACUACAUGAAUUUAUCAGGGCGAAAUCAGGGUUGUUAAGAUGAAAGACAGAUUCCAAAGUGUUUUAAACUAUCACCCCUCAGUUUCGUUAUGUGGUAGUAUUUAGAACUAACAGUUAGACAUCUAAGUUGUAACUGUGAGACAGAAUGACACUCACAGCAAAAGUAGAUUCACUGUUACUUAUUUCUCAGUGUGCCAUUUCAUUGUAAAAGAUAACCAAGAGGUAAUUUGUAAAAGACCCACAACAUGUAUUUUCAGCACAGGCGUGGCAGUAGGUGAGUUACCCUAACGGACAAUUGAAUCUGAAGCACAAUGUAAACAUACGCAACCUUGUUGUUAAUUAGUGAACUAUAGAUGUAUCGGAUGUAUGUGUGAUUCACCAAUUCAAUAUAGAUGAAAGUCUAAUGUAAAUGUAACUGUGCAGUAAUCUGGUACUUCUCAUAUACCAUAAGCGUUGAUUGUAAAUUGUAAUACAGUAAUCUAUGUUGGGAUUCUUUAGGUAUAAUCAUUUUGUCUCAUUAUGGGAACUUUAUCUGGAGCUACUGUCAUGUAUCGGUAGAGAAACAUCAUGCAUUUUCAUGAUCUCUGUAACCCCAUCCAUAUUCAAAUAUUUGCUCAAUUUGUAUGGUCAUUUUGAUAAUAAACCUCAUACAUUUAAA